Messenger RNA from Macrobrachium nipponense, 6089 nucleotides. RefSeq names its product cleavage stimulation factor subunit 2-like (gene CstF64). Bases 123 to 1736 code for a protein of 537 amino acids. Gene Ontology annotation, biological process: mRNA 3'-end processing. Gene Ontology annotation, cellular component: mRNA cleavage and polyadenylation specificity factor complex. The record is from RefSeq and is a predicted model, not a curated record. Gene Ontology annotation, molecular function: mRNA binding. The transcript has 11 exons. Lineage: Eukaryota; Metazoa; Arthropoda; Malacostraca; Decapoda; Palaemonidae.
UUGUUUGGGCUAGAACUGAAGACCUGUAGGCCGAAGAUAGGGGAAGCGACGAGAGAAAUGCCUGGCAAUUAGAUUUGUCUGUCCAGUAUUUCUAGAACCGGUAUCGUUUUCAACCCGUCAAAAUGAGCGAGACAAGCGCCGUUGUAGAGAAAUCUCUACGUUCAGUUUUUGUGGGGAACAUUCCUUAUGAAGCAACAGAGGAAAAGCUCAAGGAUAUUUUCAGCCAAGUUGGCCCUGUCCUUUCAUUCAAGCUUAUGUAUGAUCGUGAAUCUGGCAAGCCAAAAGGUUAUGGGUUCUGUGAAUAUAAAGAUCAAGAGACUGCUCUUUCUGCAAUGCGUAACUUGAAUAGUUAUGAAAUUGGAGGACGACCGUUACGUGUAGAUAAUGCUUGUACUGAGAAGUCAAGAAUGGAAAUGCAAAGUUUGAUGAUGGGUCCUGUUGUGGAGUCACCAUAUGGCCCUGAAGUGGAACCAAGUAAGGCACCAGAAGCUAUCAGUAAUGCAGUUGCUUCUUUGCCUCCGGAACAGAUGUUUGAAUUAAUGAGGCAGAUGAAAUUAUGUGUCCGUAAUAAUCCUACCGAAGCUCGCACAAUGCUCAUGAAUAAUCCACAGUUAGCAUAUGCAUUACUUCAGGCUCAGGUUGUAAUGCGGAUUAUUGAUCCAAAGACAGCUGUUCAAAUACUUCAUGGAGGACGAGAAAUUGUUGAGCCAUUGUUGCCACCUUCAGGACCACCACCUACUUCUAUGGCUCCAACAAUGAAUGGAGGACCUCCCGGUCCUCCACCGGGACCUCCUGGACCUCCUGGACCUCCAAUGCCCCCUGGUGGUCCUCCCCCACCAACAAACUUACCCACACGUUUUCCUCCUCCUGUUUCUGGCGGACAUGGCGGUUUCCAGGGUCCACCACCAGGACCACCACAGCCACGAGGCCCAUCCUUCCCAGCUGGUGACUUUGAUAUGCGGCAAAUGAAUGUACCUCCACGGGGUCCACCUCCCCAAGGCAAUGAUCAGGACAUGAGACUAGCACCUCCUGGAAUGGGUGGUCCUCCUCCCCCACAUCCCCAUGAAAACUUUGGUGGGCCACCUCAUGACUUUGAGAACAGCCGACAGUGUAAGGAGUCUGAAGGUGGUAAUAGGUACCCCAACCGAGAUCCCCGAGACUUUGAUCAAAGAGACCAGCGAGGUGAUCAACGUUUCAAUGACAUGCCACCUAAUCGCGACCGUGGUAACUUCAACAGAGGUGAUCCCAGAGACAGCAGGGAACGGGAUAGAGAACCCAGAGGAUACCGUGAUCCCCGUGAUAAUCGUGAUCCAAGAGGUGAUGUUCGUGAUCAGCGAGAUGUAAGGGAUCCAAGAGGAGGAAAUGAAAGAGAUAGAGAUCCUCGUAACGAGCGUGACAUGGACUUCCGAAACAACCCAAAUUCAGAAAGCAGAGAUCCAAGGGGUGGAAGACCGCCAUUUUCUCAAGACAAAGACUUCAGAAGUGGUGCCAAUCCUCCUCCCCCUAUUGGUGGUGGACCUUCUCAGCCUCCUCCACGAGGUGUUCCUCCUCCCUCUGGUGUUCCACCCCCUCCAAGCAGCAGUCUUACAGCAAGUCUUGCUGGACAAGAUCAAGAAAAGGCUAAUUUAAUUAUGCAAGUGUUGCAGCUUUCUGAUGAGCAGAUACAAAUGCUCCCACCAGAACAACGCUCUUCCAUCAUUCAGCUUAAGGAACAGAUACAGCGUUCACAGCACUAAGUCUUUUUGAUGAUGUAAGAGAGCAUAUUGUUCCAUUUCUUGCACACAAAGUAUGUAAACACACGAUAAGGAAACUUUCUUUUAUUAAGGUAUAAAAAUAGAAGUCAAUGUUAACUCAUUAGAUUUUAGGUAGAGAUAGUGUUAUAAAUAAUUAAGUAAUCAUUAGUGAUUUUGUUCGUAUUUGCAAGGCUGCUUGCUUUUGGAAAAUAACUUUAGACAGCAUGUUAUAGUGAUUCUUUUGAAAUUGUUCACAUGGUGUUUAGAUUGUUUAUUAUGUAGAUUAUGUAUUUUAUAUUUUUUAUGUUUAUUCCCAUAUUAAUUUGGAUAUAUUUAUAUGGAUUCAUAUGCUAAAAUUGGUAAUGCCAUUAGUUGCAUAUUGUGGAAAUGACCAGAGAAAUUUUGUAUUUUGCACCGAUAGGCGUCCUCCCCUGCCAAAGAAAAAAAGAAACCCUAUUGUUAUUAUUGGUUAAUAUUAAUUAUUGAGGGAGUAACACCCAAUUUAUUGAAAUUGUUUGCAUAUACCUCAUUUUGAAUUUUACACUGAUAACUUAUUUUUCAGCAUGGAGUAAAGCUCACGCCUAACCAGAAGUGAUGUACAUAAGGAUUUAAAGAUAUAUGGUAAACUAUUGUUCAUUUCAUCCUAUCCCCUUGUUAAUAUAGAAUAUGUAUACAGUUUAUUGAUUUUUAUGAGUUGACAGUUGUCACAGGAAAUCUGUAAUGAUGUUUCAUAAUUACCAUUGCCUUUUAUAAAUGUAUUCUAGUGUUAGGAAUGGAAAAUAAGUUAAUUACAAAUGCUUUCAAGAUAGUUUCCAGGUACAUAUGUGCUGCUCGUGGGAAGCUGUUGCAAGUGGAGCUUGUGCUCUAAUUUAGUCAGUAUGUUUGUAUGAAAUAAGAUUUUAAAUUUCUAGAUUUGAUAACAUGCUCUGUUUUUUGGCUCUCAAAGUGUAUGUCUAAAUUACUAAUGAAAAGAUGUGAAAAUAUUUUUCAACUGGAGGGAGAACAAGAUACUAUGUAAUAUACCUUGAAUAUUUAGCACUGUAUAGGAAUACUUUUAUAUAAAAAAGCAUAUAUACUAUCUUUGUUUCAUGUACGAUAUUUUAGUUCCUACUUUGUAUGUUAUUUCUUGCAAUUAAUCGCUUACAGGAAUAUAGGUUAGUCUCCAUUCACUUGAUUAAUUUUUAUAUUUUUCCUUUUAAUUUUCCUGUUUUAAUUGAAAUGUUUUAUUGGUACAGUUUAUAAUUUCUUAUUGUAAGAGGAGUUGUGUUCAUAAUUGCCAUUGUACUUCUAACUUUACAUUGGUUACUGAAAGUGCGAGUGUUGAACUUUGUUUUGUGUAGCCUGGAUUGAAGCAUUUAAGGAGGUCCUGUUAACAGUAUCAGAGGUUUGCCACAUAAUUUUAAAUACUUGAUAUUUAAGAUUUGUUAAUGAUGGAAUUGUAUGAUUGCUCUUGAGGCAUUCAUUUAGGAACCUUUACUUUGAAGACUAAUUAGAUAUAAGUCAGUUACAAGCCAUGUAUACUAGUGCCAUCAUGCAUGUUGAAAGAAGGCAAACCAAGUUUUGAAUAAUCCUUACAACAUGCAAAAAGAGAGGGGAGCCCCCUGUUUCACUUGUAAGAACACUCAUUUCUACUUGUGAACUUAUCUAUCUUACUGAAAGUUUUCAUCUUUUCACAAUUUUCCUUGAAUUUUUAUUAUGUGAAAGUCAGUAAUAAUUUGUUUCAAAUUGAGAAAUGGUCAUGUUAUGCAUGUGAUGUUUUUGUUGUCAUUUUGUGGGUUUAUUAGCAAAUAAGGCAGUCCCCGGUUUACGACAGGGUUUUCGUCCCUGGCAGCACGCCUGUAAGCUGAAAAUUGCAGUAACACAAAGCGUCAUAAUUAUAACGGAAAUAAAUAACACUUACAGUGCCGGUGCCAUAAGUGUGGGUAACAGCGCCGUUAAUCCACUUACGGCACCGAAAAAUUGGGGUUAACAGCACUGUGAGGCUAGUGCCAUUAAGGUGGAAUGACAUAACCCGAACCUAAUGUAACCCGGGGACUGCCUGUAUAGUUUUAGUCAGAAUUUGUUCUUGAAUUGAGUAGGGUAAAUCAUAUUGUAUUGGCUGUUGGUUUGACCGAUCAAUAGUUCUUAUGAGGUUUUUUCCAACACUUUUUGGUCCAAAUGUGGAUGGGUAUCUGUAGAAAAAAAAAAGAGGGCAUAGGAAUGAGGACCCAUGAGCUGUAUGUAUUGUACCAUCUCGGUAGAGAGUAUACUUUUUCAUUUAUUUUUUAUAGAUUUCUAACCCUUUCAGUAUCAUCUUUGAUAUUACAUAAUGAUUAUCAGUCCGGAAAAAUUUGCAAUACAUACUAUAUAUGUGAAGUGAGAAUAUUGCAACAGGUGGUUCCUUGGGCUAGAGGUUUGUGAACAGCUUAAGAUUUUUCAGCAAAUUUGGGAAGUAAACUUUUUUGGAUAGUAAUGGGGGUCAGUCAAGAUAUGUAACCACUAAAGGUCUCCAUGAUGUUCAUAAUGUAGUGGUUUCUUAAUAACCUUUGUGCCAAAUUUCUUGCAAAUACCGCACUGGAGGUUCUCAUGGAAAGGCUCCAUGUAUCAAUUUCAGGCUCAUGGCUUCAGUCUCUACUGCACUUUUGGUAUUCAACAGGAUAACUUCAGAUGCUGUUCAGGCUUAUUUAGUGGCUGAUUUUACUAUCCUUUAUGCUAGUUAUCAUCAUUAUAAAUUUGUAUAUGUCAGCUUUUCUCCUUUAGAGUUAGAAGUUAAAUGAGUGCUCUCCACUCUCUUGUGUUCUGUGCCGUCUCUGCAAAAUAUCCUAUCUAGGGAAGGUCUUCAUCUAUCCUUUUUACUAAAUUUCUUGGCCUUUCAGUAGGUUUUUGUCUUGCUGCUUCCAUAAUUAUUACGUUUCUGAAUGACCUUUUCUUAUCCAAUCUCAUUACCUGGAUAAACCAUACUCAAGAUUGAUUUAAAGAUCACAAGUAUGAUUAUUACAAGCAGGAAUGAAGAGCCUGAUCAACUAACUCGUGAAUUUCCCGAACAGUUCAGGAGUCUCAUGUCAUGUAGCUGUUCUCCAUCAUCACUAGAUCUGUCUUAAGAAAUAAGGCUGCCAGGUGAGUGGUAGGAAGGUACUAAGGGUGUAUCACCAAAAUCUGGUAGUCUAGACAUAGAGAGGAACCAUGUAUUACAUAGGAAGGAUACUUCAUAUUUUGAGAGCAAGUGAUGUUGUAGAUUAGAUUUCCUCUGGUACCUCCAGAUUCAGGUUGUUAUGAUGUCCACCAAAGAAUGGGGCUUACAAGGAGUGUGUCAGAAAUUUAAUAUCUCCGAGAAUAAGUACCAAGUUGGGGUUAGUUUUAGACAAUGUUAAUCUUAAAUAAAUCUCAGAUUGAGGGAAUAAUAAUCAUGUAAUACAACACCAUCGUAGUUACACAUUUGAAGAUGAUGAAAAACCUUGGCUCAAAAGUUUACAUGAGCCAGUACCAGGAUCAAAUUUGGGGCCAAGGAGAGAGAUUGUGUUGGUUCUUGGAUUUGUGCCAUUCAAGAACAUUCAUGCUGAUUCCUUCAGAAGGAAUCACAAUUCUGCAAGUAUCACUGAAAAGCAUGGGGAGUUUUUUUUCAGCAUAUUUGUUUGACUGCCAUGAGGAGCAGACUCCUGAUCACCUGUUCAAUCUAGUACUUAGAUUUAGCAUGAUGGAAGGCAAAAUAAUAGCCUAACUGUCAAGUCCUAUGCAUUUCUGUGUAACUUUCAUAGGAAAUAUGUGGAGUAGAAAAUACAGGUCUACACCAACCAUUAAGUACAAAAUAAUUAGAUAAUUACCAGUCUGAUAUGAUAAAUGUACAUGAUGAAAAUUUUAGGAAAAAGAUAAUUGAUAUUUUAUAUAAAGAGAACUCUGAAACAUCUUUAUUUCAAAAUAUAACUGUAUAAAUGGAGGUACCCUUCUUCUAGCUCCUUCAGUUAGAACAUACUGUGCUUUUGGAAUGCAGGCAGAAACAGAAAUGAGUGUACUCUCUUAGGAGAGGGGUCUCCCCAAUCUGGGAAAUAUCUUCUCUGCCUUUCAAAACUAUCAGUUCAUAUUUUGUGGUACUAGUAAAUGUAAUAGGUUUUUAUAUGUAACAAAUAUAAAAUAAUUUGCUAUGAAAGGGAUAUAUUUUUGCUGUAGUUAAUGUGGGCAAAUCUUUUUUUGUAAUUUAACCAGGAAUGCUUUCAUAUUACAUGCAGCUGUAACAACUUUAAUGAUUUAAGUCACAUAUUGGGUUGUCUUUUUCUCCAAUUAUUUGUAAAUUGUCAAGCCGUCAUUUUUGUAUUUCUGUAUUUCAUUUACUUGAAAUCAGAUGUAUAGAAAUAUAAAUAAAUUUUUCUGUACUGUACAGUA